CUUCAAUUAAGUUAAAAGUGUGAAGUUGUAACAAAAUUAAGUAAGCGGAAAAAUGCAAAAACUUUUGCCUCGUUUUCUACUACUCUUGGUGGUAAUAUGCAGCUUAUCUAAGAUGAGCAUGAGUUUGCCAACUGCGUCAGAAGAGUCAGACGAAGAGUCACCGGAAAUUGAUAACAUUGAAAGAAGCGUGCAUGAUUUGGAUGAGGGUAGACGUGAAGAAGAGGAUGACGAUCUCGAUGAUGAUGAUGAAGAUGUAAAUGAACGACAUAUUUCAAGGGAGGAGGAGGGUCAUGACGCACAUAGAGCAGAAUGUCGCGAAAUCGGAGAACGUUGCAGAUAUGCUGACGAAUGCUGCACUAAACGUUGCUUGACUUAUGCAGCCAAAUGUGUUUCUUAAGGGAGAAAUGUACAGAAGACAACUUUUGAAAAAUUGCGAAUAAAUAUAUUUUAAUUAAACUA
Messenger RNA from Teleopsis dalmanni, 459 nucleotides. Its product is annotated as apoptotic chromatin condensation inducer in the nucleus-like. Lineage: Eukaryota; Metazoa; Arthropoda; Insecta; Diptera; Diopsidae. The transcript has 3 exons. Bases 53 to 397 code for a protein of 114 amino acids. The record is from RefSeq and is a predicted model, not a curated record.